AUUCAGACAAAUGCUGGCUGGCCAUCUGUCCAUCCCAUCAAUGGUGAGAGCUGAUUUGACUUCACUCGCUCGCAACGGCCAGUAUGUAAUUCACUCAACGCGUGAAUGGAAUGUCACACCUUGCGUCACCAUAGAGAGAGACCGCACAAAAAUCCACACAAGCAGCUAUCCUGGUUGACGCCCGCCCAAUCGACCGACGUCACUCGCUCACUCACACAGACUAACGCCGGUUGGCUAUCUGAACUAUCUAUGCCAUACCAUCCCGUCCCUCAGCUGGCCAGCAGGUCUGGCCUCAGCUGCAGCAGCCGCUUGAGCAUCUUGGAGUGGCUCGCAAAGAGGUUCUCCAGCGGCUGGACGCCCCGCCCACUCAGGAAGGCGUCAUCCUCCAUGUCAUAGAACGCAGCUGCACACACCACAACCACGAACAGACACACAGAAGGAAGUAAGGGUGUGGCUGUCUACAAAAGUGUGUGUUGUGUGUGAGUGUGUGUGUGUGUGUGAUGAGGCAGCACCUGAGCCCGGUCUGGCGUCGUCCCCCGCCUGCAGUUUGAGCUUGCCGCCCUGCUCCUCCGUCAAAUGCCAGUGGAGCGCCGUGGUCUCCAUCCACGCUGGCCGAGCAAUGAAAUGACCACCCCCACACGACACCACACGCAGACAGAGAGGUGAGUGAGAGACUGUCGCGCCCUCUCUGUCUCUCUCUCUGUCUCUCUCUACCGUUGUCAGUGUUUCGUUCGUCGUCGACGUAGCCCGCAUACACGAGUGCGCCCCAGCGGAAAACUUCUGAGCCAUCCUCAGCCCUCUCCUUGGCCGUGACGGUGCCGGCAGCGCUGUCCCAGUCGAAGGGGCCAAACAGCUGUUCCAGCACCUGCAGACACUCACGGCUGUUGGCGCUCUCUCGGCCCACAGCUUCUUCGAGAAACUCCCUGUAACCAACGACCACAAGGCACCAUGUGCGGCGAUGGACAGGGGGAGGGAGGGGGUGUGGAUGUAUGUGCUGGGAAGGUCACCUGAUGACGGUUUUGACGGGCGCCGUGAACUCGCCAGGGUCCACGAAGCCGCCCGGCAGGGCGAACUGACCGCUGCCGUCCGUCCGCUCAAUCAACGCCACCUUAGCACGACAUGAGAACAGACACAGCCUGUUAUCCCUGCCGUCUGUCGGUUUUCCCUCCCUCUCUCUCUCUCACCUGCAGCUUGCCGGUCUUGGGGCUCUUCCUAGUGACGAUGGCGUCGCCAGCGUGGUUCGGCCCCCAGUGGCCGAGCACGCCCCUGCCCAUGACGCCCGUGUGCCCUCGCGGAUUGAGCGGGAAUCCUUUGGCGUCCCUCGCCGGCUCCCACACGAUCAGGCCCUCCGCACCCGGGCGGUCGACCUCGUAGAGCAUCACGGGCUGCCGGCUGCUGCCGGGCAUCGAGUACUUCUCGAAUGAGCCCGAUAGGAUCAUGACGUCCUUGGGGUUGGGGUCAUGCGCAUACGCCGGAGGGUUCUCUGGCAACCAACAGUCGCAUCGCACACACGAAAGAGAGGAAGGAAUGCAUAUCGAUGGAUGGAUGGAUGGUGGCGGUUUGUGCUCACCCAUGAAUGCAAACCAGUCGAAGUAAACAGUCGACUGGGCGUUGGGUCCCGGCGCCUCCGCGGCCGUCUGCUCGCCCUCCCACAACGGCUUCGGGAAGUCCAGCACCGCCUUGUACCUGUCCGAUGCGUAAAGCGCCUUGAAGGCAGGCGAGUCUCUGCCGGCCCUCCUGGCAUCCCAUAUGCGCCGGUAGAGAGUCCCGUGGACGCAGCAGGCGGUGUCUGUCGCACUGGCCUCGUGCUGCAUGUUGGUCGUGACAGAUGUGAUAGAUGUGGACCAGGGAGCACGGACACUCGGAGCAGACGUGUGGCGAGGGUGGAGGAGCAGCGCGCGAGUGGACGAGAGAGGGAGGAAAAGGAUGAACGAGAAUCCCAU
Vitrella brassicaformis is the source of this 1943-nucleotide messenger RNA. The record is from the annotation of a GenBank genome assembly. NCBI's taxonomy places the organism in Eukaryota, Vitrellaceae.